Zasmidium cellare ATCC 36951 is the source of this 774-nucleotide messenger RNA. RefSeq lists its product as uncharacterized. Bases 1 to 774 code for a protein of 257 amino acids. The record is from RefSeq and is a predicted model, not a curated record. Gene Ontology annotation, cellular component: cytoplasm. The transcript has a single exon. Lineage: Eukaryota; Fungi; Ascomycota; Dothideomycetes; Mycosphaerellales; Mycosphaerellaceae.
AUGGCAGAAGCAAGCGCCUCUCGAAGCAACGCCCUAAUCAUCGGCAUAUCUGGCGUCUCUUCAUCCGGAAAGACCACACUGGCCCGGAUACUUCGAGACAUCUUCCCUCGCACCUUCAUCCUCCACGAAGACGACUUUUACAAGAACGACACAGACAUUCCCCUCAAUCAAGAACACAAUAUCGCAGACUGGGACUGUCUGGAAGCUAUCAAUCUCCCCCAAUUCCAACAAGCCUUGGAAUAUAUCCGCCAACAUGGGAUGUCGCCACCUGACUUUGUGUCCAAGGAAGACCAGAACUCUGUUGGAGAGGUUGAUGUCGACAAGGCCUUGAUCGAAGACCUGCAGUGGAAAGCAAGCAAGUGGAUGUUCGCGGAUGCACCUCCAAUAGCGAUCAUCGACGGCUUCUUGCUCUAUUCGGAAGGCAUGAAGGCCGUGCGUGAUCUGAUCGACGUGAAGCUAUUCCUCAGAACAGACUACAAGACCGCAAAGACCCGGCGAGAAGCCAGGAGUGGUUAUGUGACUUUAGAGGGAUUCUGGGAAGAUCCGCCUGGCUAUGUUGAUAAGGUGGUCUGGCCGAACUAUGUCAAAGACCAUGCAUUCAUGUUUAAAGGAGGAGAUGUGGAAAGCGAAUAUUAUGAGGAGCAACUUCAAAGGCUGAAGAUCAGGGCUGCGCCGGACGCUGCGCUGAAAGAAAUGACGAAACGUGUUCAAUGGGCUUACGAUGUGCUGGAAGAGGCGCUGAACAGCUUCACAGAGCCAAGGUUGGCACCUUGA